CCGUCCGCAGUCCGAGCCGGCACCCACAAACAUGGCCUGCAUCAAGAGCAUCGUCGUCCUGCUGGUGGCGUCCCUCGCCUUGGCGGCCGCCUCGCCCGUCCCGGAGCCCGGCGGCUGGGGCAAGAGCAAGCACACGCACUACAUCAUCCACGUGCCGUACCACGUGCAGACCGUGCACCACCACCACGUCAAGAAGGUCCACGUGCCGGUGUACAUCGAGAAGCACCACCACCACCACGAGGAGCACCACGAGGAGCAUCACCCCAUCAUCAGCCACGGCUGGGACUGGGACAAGUAGGCGGGCCGCCUCGCCGCGCCUUGCCGCGCCCCCGCAGCGGACAAGCUCAAUCUAGUCUGAAAACGCGGCCCGGUGCGUCCGACAGGACUCCCCGGCGUCGUGUCACCACUCGUACAAAGUCACCAUCAUGUCUUCGUCGUCAUCAAGCAAACCACCUCAUCCCAUCAUCCCAUCCUGGAGGAACCUCCGUGGAAAAGAAUCAAAGAAAAGAAAACAAAUUGCCAAAAAAAUAAAAGAUUUUUAAACAUUUAA
This is a messenger RNA of Thrips palmi, 550 nucleotides long. RefSeq names its product histidine-rich glycoprotein-like. NCBI's taxonomy places the organism in Eukaryota, Metazoa, Arthropoda, Insecta, Thysanoptera, Thripidae. The coding region runs from base 32 to 298 and encodes 88 amino acids. The transcript is spliced from 4 exons. The record is from RefSeq and is a predicted model, not a curated record.